CCUAUGAAAUCUGUCUCAACCUACAGCUGCCUGAGACAGACUUUACCUGUCUCGACUUUAUUUACUAUGCUUGUCAUCAGUCUGGAUAAAACGUCUUUGUGAAACCGUUACCCUCUGAAGUGGUUGUGGAUGUAUAUUAAUUGUGUUCUACUAUUCUGACAUGGCUGACUACAGUUCUCAACAGCCAGCCUCCUCUAAGCUGGACUCUGUGCAGGGCCAAGUCAACGAAGUCAAAGUUAUACUCAAAGACAACAUUAACAAAGUUCUGGAGAGGGGAGAGAGGUUAGAUGACUUGGUUGACAAGACACAUGACCUACAAGCAACCGCAGACUCCUUUCAGAGGACAUCCACACGGGUAGCCCGGAAGUACUGGUGGAAGAACGCCAAGAUGAUGAUCAUCAUUGGAGUGAUAGUUCUGAUCAUUCUCAUCCUCAUCAUCCUGUUUGCUACAGGUGUCAUCCCCAGUUAAAUCACCUCAGACUCCUACAGUACUACAUUAUCAACACGAGGAAAAGGACGAACCACAAUCACCGAGUCAUUUUUUGAAUUUUAUUUUAGUCUCCUCCAAGGCGGAUUCAAGGUGGAUUGUGCAUAGUAACGUGACAAAAUAUAAUUUCACAUUACGACUUUUGUAAAUAAGCUUCCUGGAAUUUGUUUGGCUGUUUUUGGAUUAUAUGGAUCUGUUCAUUUGAUAUUUAAUAAGAUACAUUUCAUAAUGUU
Molecule: messenger RNA, 720 nt
Organism: Oncorhynchus masou masou (cherry salmon)
Lineage: Eukaryota; Metazoa; Chordata; Actinopteri; Salmoniformes; Salmonidae
Product: vesicle-associated membrane protein 8-like
Exons: 3
Coding region: 161-469 (102 amino acids)
Biological process (GO): vesicle-mediated transport; SNARE complex assembly; vesicle fusion
Cellular component (GO): plasma membrane; SNARE complex; mucin granule
Molecular function (GO): syntaxin binding; SNAP receptor activity
Source: RefSeq, a predicted model, not a curated record